Messenger RNA from Lotus japonicus, 1646 nucleotides. RefSeq names its product protein CUP-SHAPED COTYLEDON 3. The record is from RefSeq and is a predicted model, not a curated record. Gene Ontology annotation, molecular function: DNA binding. The coding region runs from base 234 to 1382 and encodes 382 amino acids. NCBI's taxonomy places the organism in Eukaryota, Viridiplantae, Streptophyta, Magnoliopsida, Fabales, Fabaceae. The transcript has 4 exons. Gene Ontology annotation, biological process: regulation of DNA-templated transcription.
AAGCUUCAGAAACACACUCCUCAUUAUUCUUCCUUACCUUUCUGCUUAAAUUCCCUAGCUAACUUCUUGUGCAUAGUAGUGUUAAUUUGAGUGCUUUCUCCUCGUUGAUCCCUUUAUAUAUAUAGUAGUGUUAAUUUCAUAUUUUGCAGUUUCCCUCAAGUCAUUCAUAUAUAGUAGUAGUGUUUCGUUUCCAAGUGAAUCAUAUAAAUUUGACAAGAGUAGUUUGUCUCCCCAUGCAAAAGGAAAAGGAAGUGAUUAUCAAGGAGGGGACGGAAACUACUGAAAUGGAAGGAAGUCAUGGUGGAAAGGAGGAAACCCUACCUCCAGGGUUUCGAUUUCAUCCUACUGAUGAAGAACUCAUCACUUGCUAUCUUAUAAACAAGAUUUCAGAUUCAAGUUUUACAGGCAAAGCUAUAACUGAUGUGGAUCUCAACAAAUGUGAACCAUGGGAGCUUCCAGGGAAGGCUAAGAUGGGAGAAAAGGAAUGGUACUUCUUCAGUCUGAGAGAUCGUAAAUACCCAACCGGUGUGAGAACUAACAGAGCCACGAACACUGGGUAUUGGAAAACCACAGGGAAAGACAAGGAGAUAUUUAACAGUGUUACAUCAGAGUUAGUUGGGAUGAAGAAGACUUUGGUUUUCUACAAAGGUAGAGCUCCUAGAGGAGAGAAAAGUAACUGGGUCAUGCAUGAAUACCGCAUCCACUCUAAAUCAACCUUCAGGACUAACAAGGAUGAAUGGGUGGUUUGUAGGGUAUUCAAGAAGAGUGCUGGUGCAAAAAAGUUCCCUACUUCCAACCAUACAAGGGCAGUACUAAAUCCUUAUAGCCUUGAACUAGCUCCUAACAUGAUGCCACCACCAAUGAUGCAGCUUGCAUCAGAUCCUUCUGCUGCUCAUUUCCUCUAUGGAAGGAACUACAUGGGAAACACUGCAGAGCUAGCUGAAAUUGCAAGGGUUUUGAGAGGAGGUGGAUCAAGCAGUGGUUUUAACCUGCAGCCAAUGGUGCAACAAUCCCAGUUGAACUGCUACCCAGUGCCAGCAGUAGGAGGAGCAGGAGGAGGAGGAUUCACCAUUUCAGGACUUAAUUUGAAUCUCGGAGGUGGAGGAGGAGCGGUCGCGUCACAACCGGUUUUGCGGCCAAUGCUGCAACCUUCUCAACAACCUCACCCUGCUCAGACAAUGGCUCAAGUAAUGCUGCAUGAUGUGAGUUCUAACAUGAUGACAGGGAAUCCUCUUGGUGCAGAGAUUAUUAAUAAUGGAGGUUAUGGCGGCGGCACAGAAAUGAGCAACGUCACGAAUAAUAAUCAUCAUGGCCAUGGCAAUAGGUACAAUAUGGGCAUGGAGCAUUGCGUAGAUCUUGAGAAUUACUGGCCUUCCUACUAAGUUAAUUAGGAGGCCUUCGUUUAGUUCAUUUUACAUAAUCUAGUAUAUCUGUAAUUUCAUCAGCUGGAUCAGCUACGUGCCAUAAAAGUUAUGUUUUUUGUUGUGUUUCUGUGUUUCAUGGGAAGUUAAAUAGGAAGUAGUAUCCUUACUUUUGUGUCUUGUUCCCUUUGCACCAACUUUUUGGAUGUUAUUGUUCAUCGAUAACUAUAUUUUUUUCUCUAAGAAAGUGAGAAUCAUCAUAUGUCAAGCUCGUGAUUGCAUUUA